Messenger RNA from Pelodiscus sinensis (Chinese soft-shelled turtle), 6923 nucleotides. RefSeq names its product protein mono-ADP-ribosyltransferase PARP14. NCBI's taxonomy places the organism in Eukaryota, Metazoa, Chordata, Testudines, Trionychidae. The record is from RefSeq and is a predicted model, not a curated record. Gene Ontology annotation, cellular component: cytoplasm; nucleus. Gene Ontology annotation, biological process: protein poly-ADP-ribosylation; negative regulation of gene expression. Gene Ontology annotation, molecular function: transcription corepressor activity; NAD+ poly-ADP-ribosyltransferase activity.
CACGCUGCAGAGAAGAAACCCCGCGAGGAGGAGCUAUCUAGGAAAUGAAAGUGAAACCAGCUGCUAGCCGGGGCGUUUGUCCCCACGGGAGGCGGCAGAUUUCCUCAAUCACCGCGCGGCGCUAGCCGGCCAUGGAAGGGGAGGCGCAGUACCCCUUCCCCGUGCGGGUGGAGGCGGACUGGGGGGGCCCGGGGCUCCCCAAGAGCCUGCGGAAGAAACUCCUGUGCUACUUCCAGAGCGCGAAGCGAUCCGGAGGGGGCGAGUGCGAGAUCCAGGAGCGGCCCGGCCAGGUCCUGGCUUGCUUCGCCCAGCAGGAAGCGAGGCAGCGAGUUCUUAACAAAAAGAACCAUGAGCUUGACUGCGCAGCAAAAGGAAAAUUAAAGCUGGUUGUCUCACAGCUUGAAACAACAGGUGCAACCCAAAAAGAUGUGCCUGGGGAAGUACCGGCUCCUAAGGAGGAGUCUGCGACACCAAGCAAACUCCAAGAACCAGUCUGCUCUGAUGAUGGGAAUUCUACAUGUGCAGAGCAGGAAAACAGGACGGGGAAUUUGGGGAAAGAGAUGCCAUCCUCUGAGCAAUCCACUGUAGCAAUCGUCACUGCACCAGGGGAGGAAAUUGAUGAUGAACUUGUAAGCAUGUACUUUGAAAAUAAAAUGCGGUCAGGUGGAGGACCCAUCAAAUCCUGUGUCAGAAAUAAUCAGCAAAUAAUCAUCACCUUUGAAAAUGCUGAAGAUGCACAAGAAGUCUUGAAAAAGAAGGAUCACUCAGUAAAGAAAAUUGCACUCCAGGUGAAACCAUGGCAAGUGGAGAAUAUCCAAGAACUCCCACAAAUGGCUUCAUCUCUGGUUGUUCUUGAAAAUAUACAAGAAACUACAAAACAAUAUAUGUUAACUAUGUUGGUGGAGAACAUCAGUGGCUUGUCAGAAGAAGACAACGACUUCAAUGUGGAAAUGAUACCUGAAAUAAAUGCUGCUGUAGUUAAAUUUAUCAAAGAUAUGGAUAUAGGGGAAUUUAUUGGAAAGUUCAACCAAAACCGUAGAGCAAAGCAACAAAAUAUUAUGGCACGGCAUCUUGAGGUGACAAACAGCAUUAAGGCUGAAAAUGUACCACCUAACACACUUAGUGACUAUAUAACUAUCUACUUUGAAAGUCCAAGAAAUGGUGGUGCACAAGUGUCAGAAGUUCAGCUGUUCGCAGAAGAAAAUUCCGCUAUUAUUACUUUCCUUUAUCAGAAAGAUGUAAAUAUUGUCUUGGAAAAGCAGCAUUCAUUCCACAAAGUGCCAAUUUCUGUGUAUCCAUACUACAGUUCUUUGGGUACAGCUUUAUAUGGAAAGGAAAGGCCACAAAUAAAGAUGCCAGAACCAAUUACAGUGUCCCUGGAUCCUUAUAUCUGGCAGUUUUUACAGACAGAUAAUCGGCUAAUCCAGGAAAUAAAUCAUGAAAUGGCAGAUUGCAAAUGUGAACUAACAUGGCCUCUAUCCAACUGUGCAAAACCAGAAGUAAGAUUGUGUCCCUCCAAUGCCUUAUCUAAACAAAGAUCAAUGAUCAGGUUGAUCAAGACAUGGAAUGAAGAUGUUUCUAAAAAGUUCUCAUGGUGCAUAUCGAAGUACAAGGCCAUUAAAUGUGAAAUAAUUUCAAUGGUGUGGGAAGCCAUAAGAAACAGCUUGGUAAAGGAUGGUGUUUUGAUUAUACCUGACAUUCCCAAGAACAUGAUUGUCUUAGUAGGUGACUCAGCAAUUUUGAAAGAUGCAGAGCAAGAAGUGAAGGAGCUAAUAGAAAAUGCCAGGGAAAAGAUUGAAAGAGAAAAGCAGAGCAUAGAACAAACUAUGUCACUUGACCUAGGAAAGUAUGCAAUUUUACACAGUACUGGGUUAGAGGAGAAUGUUCACAAGGAGUACCCCUCUUUGAAGAUAUCUUAUGAUGCAGCAUCAAAAAGUAUCAGUCUAUGUGGAUUGGCUGCCGAAGUAUUUAAAGUCAAAAGUGAAAUACUAGAAAAAGUGCACAGCAUGGCGCACAAAUCAAUCCAUGUCCAUCCUUACGUUUUCCAGUUCCUACAACAAGUAGAUAAUAAAACUUUGUCACAGAACUUAUUUAUUUCAAAUCGAAUUAAUGCCUUUUAUGAGCUUGUCACUGAUAGCAUAAUGCUGAUAGCAGGUUCUCCUGGAGUUCUUCUAGAAGCAGAAGAAGAAUUGAAGAAGGAUUUGAUUUACAAAUGCAUUGACCUGGAGGACAAUUCAAUCCUCAAAAAGAGAGAAUGGAAGGAGCUAAAGGACCAUUUUUAUAAGGCACAUAAUUGUUCCAAGGAAACAAUAAUAAUUAAUGAGUUGGAGGAUCAAAUAGUCAUUGCUGGUCAUUUCAGAGCAGUAGAAGCAGCAUAUCAGCAACUUUCUGAUUUUGUGGAUAAACACACUGAGGUACAAAAAGUUGUCAUGACGAAGUCUGUGGCAGUUGUAAUGUUUGUGGAGAAGGAAAAGUCCAACGUGUGGCUUGAAAUAAAAAAGAAAGGUGUGAGAAUUGAAUUUGGCACACAAAAUACACAUAAAGGUAUUUCCCUGAAAGGACCGAGAGUGGAGGUGUUUCAGGCAGUCACCAAAAUUGAACAAAUUCUGUCGUCAUUAUAUACAGAAAAUAUGGUAAUUGAUAAACCGGGGGCCAAAGUGUGUUUCAAAGAACAAGAACUCUUGUAUGUUACGGGGGUGAAACAAAAAUUUAACUGUCUGAUCAGGCUGCAAGCUGAAGGAGAAGAACAAAAAGAUGAUGAAGUUAGUAAUGUGUAUAAGAAACAAGGCCAGUCCUACUGUGAAAUGACCCUGCAAGAUGGGGUUGUAGUAGCAGUUUAUAAAGGGGACUUGUGCAGUCAUCCAACUGACGUGGUGGUGAAUGCAGCAAAUGAGGACUUGAAGCAUAUCGGUGGCCUUGCUGAGGCACUUUCACAAGCUGCAGGGCCAGAACUACAAACAGAAUGUGACCGUAUUGUGCAGAAGCGAGGCCCUUUGCAGCCCGGCCGUGCUCUUAUUACAGAUGCUGGGAAGCUCCCAUGUAAACAGGUGAUUCAUGCUGUUGGGCCCAGGUGGAGGGAUCAUGAAGUAGAAAAGUGCGUGUACUUGUUAAAAAGAGCAGUAAAGGAAAGCCUACGCCUGGCUGAAACGUACAAUCAUCAUUCCAUAGCCAUCCCUGCUCUAAGCUCUGGGAUUUUCGAGUUCCCGUUACAACUGUGUGCGCAGUCAAUUGCACUGUCUAUCAAGGAAACCUUGGAAGAGUCUCCAGGGGAAAGCUGCCUGAAGAAGAUCCAUCUUGUGGACUCUUCAGAGAAAACAGUUCAGGCUCUCACUGAUGCCUUGAAAGAAGUGUUUAGAGAGAAAUCACCCCAACACAGUUCAUCAACGCAGUCUAAAGCAGCCUUUAAGCCCAGAAAAAGCAGAAAUGCUCACAGCCCAAAGGAUCUCAAGAUGGUGGUAACAGAUGAAGGAUUAAGCAUCAUAGUAGAGAAAGGAGGCAUUGAAGAUGCUACAACGGACAUCAUCGUAAACAGUGUUGCCCAAGAUCUACAGCUUGAUAAAGGUCCACUCUCUAGAGCCUUGCUGAGCAAGGCAGGCCCAAAGCUCCAAGCACAACUGUCUGAAGAAGGCCUAAAACAAGUAGCGAGUGAAGGGUCUGUGUUCAAAACAGAUGGAUGCAACCUGGGCUGCCGUUUUGUGCUUCAUGCCAUUGUUCCUGGAUGGAAAAAUGGGCAAGAAUCUGGACAGAAGCUCCUAAGAGACAUCAUCAUGGAAUGUCUUCAGAUUGCUGAGCAACUGUCUUUAAAUACCAUCACAUUCCCAGCAAUUGGAACUGGGAAUUUAGGGUUUCCUAAGUCCAUUGUUGCCAAAUUAAUGUUUGACCAGGUGUUCAAAUUCAGUAGUAGAAAAAAUUUGAAGUCUCUUCAGGAAGUUCACUUUGUGUUGCAUCCAGAUGAUACAGAUAAUAUUCAGGCAUUUUCAGCUGAACUGCAAAGUAGAGCAAAUGGAAAUAUUACCAAUGUUAAAGUGCACAAGACUCUGCCAGAAAGUGUCCAGCAAGGACAAGCUUUCUUUGGGCCCAUUACAACCCCCAGACAGGAUGUGCAUGAAAUGCAGAUUGGUUCCAUUAUAUUCCAAAUAGCAAGUGGAGACAUUACCAAGGAAAAAGUAGACGUCAUUGUAAACAUUUCAAAUAAAUUGUUUAACCUCAAAGCAGGUGUCUCCAAGGCAAUUCUAGAAAGUGCUGGACCACAGGUUGAAGCAGAAUGUGCUGAGCUAGCCUUGCAACCUCACAAUGACUUGAUAACUACGCAACCAGGAAAUCUGGCAUGCAAAAAAAUCAUCCAUCUUGUUGCCCAGAAUGAUACCAAGUCUUUGGUCUCCAAAGUGCUCGAGGAGUGUGAACUGAAGAACUACACAUCUGUUGCUUUCCCAGCAAUUGGAACAGGUCAAGCAGGUUUUGACCCAGGAGUAGUUGCUAAUAACAUGAUGGAUGCGGUAGUUGAAUUUGCAAGUGAUAAAUCCGUUCAAUCUGUGAAAACCAUUAAAAUUAUCAUCUUCCAGCCACAACUGAUGAGUGUGUUCCUUGCAAGUAUGCAGAAAAGAGAGGGUACUACUAAUAUACCUGAAGCAUCUACAUCAGAGUCCUUGUUUUCAAAAGUUGUUUCAUUCUUUGGCUUUGGAAAACGUACUACAGAAAAAAAGCAAGCAGUGGUUUUGCAGAAGAAAUUUGAGCUAACCAUUUUUCAGAUUUGUGGUGAAAGCCAAAAAAACGUGAAAGAUGCUGUAUCCUGGAUUAAAAACUUGAUUUUAAAGGAACAACAUGAAAACACUAUCUCAGAUGAAUGGAUUUCAAGUUUUGAUGAACAGGAAUAUAAGCAACUGGCAGAACUCCAAAAGAAAUUGCUUAUAGUCAUUCAGCUGGAAUGCAAGGAGCCUGUGCCUUUCAUUCGAAUUUCUGGUGUUACCAAAGAUGUCUUACGUGCUAGCUUGGAAAUUCAAGACAUGAUCAGAAGAGUUAGAGAGGUUCAAGAAGAACAGUCCAAGGCAGAACUUCUCAGCAACCUAGUGGAGUGGCAGUAUUUCAAAGAUAACCAGUACCUGCCUUUUGACAAAAUAACCAAUCUACGCUUAGAAGAUGCUGCAGCCGUAAGCCAAAGAGAGAUUGACAUCACCUUUAAGAGAAAACACUAUAAAGUGAAUAUGGUAGCCAAACGUGCUAUAGAUGACCAAGGGAAAGGGAUGGCCAUUCAACGAGUCUCAAAAGAUGAAGGAAAUGUGUCAGUAGCUCUCCCUGCAGAUUGGUGUGAUAUGAACAAAGAACGUGUCAAAGUGGUGAUGCUACAUCCAGAAAUGAAAGAAUAUCAGGAUGUUCAUACACAGUUUCAACAGACAUGUGCAAAUUUCAAAAUUGAAAAGAUUGAAAGGAUACAAAAUCCAUACUACUGGCGGGCCUACCAAAUAAAAAAGCAGGAGAUGGAUUCCAAAAAUGGCCACACCAACAAUGAGAAGCUUCUGUUUCAUGGAACGACGAGUACCUCAUUAACCGUUAUUAAUAACAAGGGAUUUAAUCGCAGUUACGCCGGAAUGAAUGCUGCAUGUUAUGGGAAUGGAACUUACUUUGCUGUCAAUGCCGAUUAUUCUGCCCGAGAUACCUACUCUCAACCAGAUGGAAAUGGGAAAAAAUAUAUGUACCUGGCCCGAGUCCUAGUUGGAGAAUAUUGUGUUGGAAAAACAGGACUAAUUACACCACCAUCAAAAAACAACACUGAUCCUACGGAUCAAUUUGAUAGUGUAACUGACAAGAUAAACAAUCCAUCAAUGUUUGUCAUAUUUAAUGACAUUCAGGCUUACCCAGAAUAUCUUAUUACUUUCACUAAAUAAGCAUUCUUGGUUACACAGAAAGGAUUUUUUAAUCUUUAUGUUUAAGGUAUUCAUAAUAAUAAGUUAAAGAGAGAAACAUUGCAAUGAAGGAUAGUAAAACAUAAUAAAAUGUUAGGUUUUUUUUAAAGUUUGAUAUGCCCAGUAAGUUAAAUAUAAUUUUGUAAUAGUCAAAACAAGAGAGCCUGCUUUUAAAAAUAUUUGCAACUACUAGAACAGUAAUAACAAUUUACGCUGCUUUAAGUUUUGAGUGCAGUUUUCCAUCAAACUGCUCAAUUGCAUUGUAUAUCAACUAAAUGAAAAAAUUCUUGUAUGGUAUACAAACACAAUUUAAUUAUUAGCCUUUCUUAUGCAGAAUUAUGACUGUGCACAAUUUAUAAUUCUGGAAGCCAGGCAUUCAGUUCUUGAGGUUUUAUAUUUUACAUCCAGAGUCUAACAUUGUAAAUCAAAGUACAAAUAAACCUGGAAUACUGGCAUUUAAUAAGAGAAUGUCCUAAGCCUUAUGAUGCUAAUAUAUUGAACACUUGUACUACGGAACAAUUUUACUCUGUAUCUUCAUUCGAGCUGUCAUCACGUCCUUUUAAUAAGUGCUUGCAGUAAAACUAAGUUAGUUGCAAUAAAUGGAUAUUGCAUGUUGUAUGAUACCUCUAAGAAAAUGUUAGCAGUAUUUUGUAUUUGUUAUAAAUCUGUUACUGCUACCAUCAUUCAGCAACAAAAUAUGGAAUGUGAAGAUGUUAGGUUUUGGAUUUGUAAAACAACUUUACUCAGAGGAUUUUUCCACUUGUAUAGACAAGUGGUUUUCAGCCCUGUGAUCCAUAUGGCCCUGGCUGACUGUAGCCUGUGUCUUUGGAAGUCUUAGACAUCUUGCUCCCCUUGGCUGCAAAGGGUGAACUGGAGUCAGGAGGCUCUGUGGCCACAGUGCUGGUAAGUGGCGACUCAGAUGUGUUUAUUUAACAGAUUUCUCCAAGUAAUUUUGCAGACCACUUUGAGAAACAUUGAUUUAUAGGGAAAAAAACAACAAAUGGUCUCGUAGCACUUUAUAGA